Arvicanthis niloticus (Nile rat) is the source of this 1025-nucleotide messenger RNA. Lineage: Eukaryota; Metazoa; Chordata; Mammalia; Rodentia; Muridae. The record is from RefSeq and is a predicted model, not a curated record.
GAGGGGGCACCCUAAAGUAGCAGCCCCAGGCAGCCCAGCCCAGGCAGAGUAGCUGGGGCUGCACAGUAGACAGACCUGAAGAAAGGACAGCAGUUGGAGCUCAGGCCAGCCAUGGGACUCCACAGGAAACAGUCCGUGCUGCUGCUGCCCCUGUUGUUGCUGGUGACUUGUGUCCAGCCUGGGACAGGUCUGGAGAGCAUUAAAUAUGUCCCCCAGCUCCCCAGUGCCACCCUGGAGGGGAAACUCACACAAUCUACCUUCACGCUGGAGCAGCCCCUGGGCCAAUUCGAGAAUGUCAACCUCUCUGACCCAGACCCCAUCUGGCUGGUGGUGGCUCACAGCAACACCGCCCAGAGCUUUACUGCCCCACGGAAGGUAGAGGACGCGCACGCCCCUGCCAACUUUGACCGCAAUGGCUACUACCUCACGCUGAGGGCCAGCCGGGUACACUACAAGGGUGGCCAUCCUGACAGCGGGCUCCGAGUCCUCCGUGUUGGGAAUGACAACAACUGUUCCUUGGAGUCCCAGGGCUGUAACUCUCCUUUGCCGGGGGCAGGCCCCUACAGAGUGAAGUUCCUGGCGAUGAAUGCCAAGGGACCCGUGGCUGAGACGAUGUGGUCCAAGGAGAUCUACCUGCAGCAAGCCCAGACAUUCCGAGGAGCUCCAGGGUCCCAGAGCGAGGGGACUGUGGUCAUCAUUGCCUUCUUGUCAAUCCUACUGGCCAUCCUGCUUGCGGUCUUCCUCGUGCUGGUCAUAUCCGCUUGCUGCUCGAGCACUUCCGCGUCCAGCCUAGAGGAGCAAGUGCGCAUGCGACGAUAUCACACGCACCACGUGGGCAGCCUCCCGGCCGAGAGGAGCUCCUGAGAGUUUUCAAGGGCUUUCUCCAGGGGCCAAGUGCUGAGCCUGAGCUGGGGCCCGCCUGGAAGCUUCUGGAACCCUAGGGAAAUGUUUUCAGUUCACAGCUUGGGCUAGGCAGUCUUUAUCAGAAAUAAAUGUCUCGGGUCCUUUGUACUUUAACUCGCAUA